AUGAAGCAAGAGAGAGAAGAACUUGACCAGUCCUUGAGGGAGGUAACCAAGCAGAAGCAAGACGUUGACGAGCAGAGGUCUAUAAACAAUGAUUUGAAAAUAGAGCUCGAAGAAUUGAAGGUGAAACUGAAAGUGCAAGAAGAAGCUAUCACCUCUGAAAAACAAGAGAUGCAGAAUGAGAGGAAAAGGUUUGACCAAUCAAAGGCAUCUAUGCAGAGUGAAUUGCAGGACAUGAAGAUUGCCUUGGACAAAGCCAUGAUGGACUUACAAAAUCUGGAGGAAAUUAAGAGAAGUUUAGAAGAGGAAAGAGACCAAUUGAAAUUCACUGUGGAAGAGACAAACCAACAGAAGGAUGCCGUGGAGAAGAUGGCUGCUGAAAUAGAAAUGCAAAAGCAAGACAAUGAGACAAACAAAGCCCUUCUUGAAAGACAGAAAAAUGAUCUUGAAAAGAACUGGAUGGAUUUGAAGGGACGAGAGGUGGAGUUGCAGUUGCAAAUCACCAGUCAAAGGGAAAAAGAGGAAAGUGAAAAAUUGGCAAUUGAUGACCAGCGAAAUGCAUUGGAAAAAGAAAUGAGGACGAUCACCCAACAAAAAGAAGAAGCAGAAAAAGAAAGGGAAGAGAUAGUGAAGAAUUGGAAAGAAGUGGAUGCUCUUAAAGAACAAAUGAUAAAAGAGCGGACUGAAAUUGAGGAAAUCAAAAACAAGAUGUUAACAGACAAAACGCUACUUGACCAAAGAGAGACAGAACUGAAUGAACAAAAGCAAACUCUGGAGGACAAUUUGCAGGACAUAAUGAGGGACAGAAGCAAUCUGGACAAGAUGAAACAAGCAUAUGAAUUGCAGAUACAAGAAAUUGAAAGCACGGUCAGGGAAAAGAUGAAGCAAGAGAGAGAAGAACUUGACCAGUCCUUGAGGGAGGUAACCACGCAGAAGCAAGACGUUGACGAGCAGAGGUCUAUAAACAAUGAUUUGAAAAUAGAGCUCGAAGAAUUGAAGGUGAAACUGAAAGUGCAAGAAGAAGCUAUCACCUCUGAAAAACAAGAGAUGCAGAAUGAGAGGAAAAGGUUUGACCAAUCAAAGGCAUCUAUGCAGAGUGAAUUGCAGGACAUGAAGAUUGCCUUGGACAAAGCCAUGAUGGACUUACAAAUUCUGGAGGAAAUUAAGAGAAGUUUAGAAGAGGAAAGAGACCAAUUGAAAUUCACUGUGGAAGAGAAAAACCAACAGAAGGAUGCCGUGGAGAAGAUGGCUGCUGAAAUAGAAAUGCAAAAGCAAGACAAUGAGACAAACAAAGCCCUUCUUGAAAGACAGAAAAAUGAUCUUGAAAAGAACUGGAUGGAUUUGAAGGGACGAGAGGUGGAGUUGCAGUUGCAAAUCACCAGUCAAAGGGAAAAAGAGGAAAGUGAAAAAUUGGCAAUUGAUGACCAGCGAAAUGCAUUGGAAAAAGAAAUGAGGACGAUCACCCAACAAAAAGAAGAAGCAGAAAAAGAAAGGGAAGAGAUAGUGAAGAAUUGGAAAGAAGUGGAUGCUCUUAAAGAACAAAUGAUAAAAGAUCGGGAUGAAAUUGACGAAAUCAAAAACAAGAUGUUAACAGACAAAACGCUACUUGACCAAAGAGAGACAGAACUGAAUGAACAAAAGCAAAUUCUGGAGGACAAUUUCCAGGACAUAAUGAGGAAUAGAAGCAAUCUGGACAAGAUGAAACAAGCAUGUGAAUUGCAGAUACAAGAAAUUGAAAGCACUGUCAGGGAAAAGAUGAAGCAAGAGAGAGAAGAACUUGACAAGUUCUUGAGGGAGGUAACCAUGCAGAAGCAAGACGUUGAAGAGCAGAGGUCUAUAAACAAUGAUUUGAAAAUAGAGCUCGAAGAAUUGAAGGUGAAACUGAAAGUGCAAGAAGAAGCUAUCACCUCUGAAAAACAAGAGAUGCAGAAUGAGAGGAAAAGGUUUGACCAGUCAAAGGCAUCUAUGCAGAGUGAAUUGCAGGACAUGAAGAAUGCCUUGGACAAAGCCAUGAUGGACUUAGAAAAUCUGGAGGAAAUUAAGAGAAGUUUAGAAGAGGAAAGAGACCAAUUGAAAAUCACUGUGGAAGAGACAAACCAACAGAAGGAUGGCGUGGAGAAGAUGGCUGCUGAAAUAGAAAUGCAAAAGCAAGACAAUGAGACAAACAAAGCCCUUCUUGAAAGACAGAAAAAUGAUCUUGAAAAGAACUGGAUGGAUUUGAAGGGACGAGAGGUGGAGUUGCAGUUGCAAAUCACCAGUCAAAGCGAAAAAGAGGAAAGUGAAAAAUUGGCAAUUGAUGACCAGCGAAAUGCAUUGGAAAAAGAAAUGUGGACGAUCACCCAACAAAAAGAAGAAGCAGAAAAUGAAAGGGAAGAGUUAGUGAAGAAUUGGAAAGAAGUGGAUGCUCUUAAAGAACAAAUGAUAAAAGAGCGGGCUGAAAUUGAGGAAAUCAAAAACAAGAUGUUAACAGACAAAACGCUACUUGACCAAAGAGAGACAGAACUGAAUGAACAAAAGCAAACUCUGGAGGACAAUUUGCAGGACAUAAUGUGGGAUAGAAGCAAUCUGGACAAGAUGAAACAAGCAUAUGAAUUGCAGAUACAAGAAAUUGAAAGCACAGUCAGGGAAAAGAUGAAGCAAGAGAGAGAAGAACUUGACCAGUCCUUGAGGGAGGUAACCAAGCAGAAGCAAGACGUUGACGAGCAGAGGUCUAUAAACAAUGAUUUGAAAAUAGAGCUCGAAGAAUUGAAGGUGAAACUGAAAGUGCAAGAAGAAGCUAUCACCUCUGAAAAACAAGAGAUGCAGAAUGAGAGGAAAAGGUUUGACCAAUCAAAGGCAUCUAUGCAGAGUGAAUUGCAGGACAUGAAGAAUGCCUUGGACAAAGCCCUAAUGGACUUACAAAACCUGGAGGAAAUUAAGAGAAGUUUAGAAGAGGAAAGAGACCAAUUGAAAAUCACUGUGGAAGAGACAAACCAACAGAAGGAUGCUGUGGAGAAGAUGGCUGCUGAAAUAGAAAUGCAAAAGCAAGACAAUGAGACAAACAAAGCCCUUCUUGAAAGACAAAAAAAUGAUCUUGAAAAGAACUGGAUGGAUUUGAAGGGACUAGAGGUGGAGUUGCAGUUGCAAAUCACCAGUCAAAGGGAAAAAGAGGAAAGUGAAAAUUUGGCAAUUGAUGACCAGCGAAAUGCAAUGGAAAAAGAAAUGAGGACGAUCACCCAACAAAAAGAUGAAGCAGAAAAAGAAAGGGAAGAGAUAGUGAAGAAUUGGAAAGAAGUAUAUGCUCUUAAAGAACAAAUGAUAAAAGAGCGGGCUGAAAUUGACGAAAUCAAAAACAAGAUGUUAACAGACAAAACGCUACUUGACCAAAGAGAAACAGAACUGAAUGAACAAAAGCAAACUCUGGAGGACAAUUUGCAGGACAUAAUGAGGGACAGAAGCCAUCUGGACAAGAUGAAACAAGCAUAUGAAUUGCAGAUACAAGAAAUUGAAAGCACGGUCAGGGAAAAGAGGAAGCAAGAGAGAGAAGAACUUGACCAGUCCUUGAGGGAGGUAACCACGCAGAAGCAAGACGUUGACGAGCAGAGGUCUAUAAACAAUGAUUUGAAAAUAGAGCUCGAAGAAUUGAAGGUGAAACUGAAAGUGCAAGAAGAAGCUAUCACCUCUGAAAAACAAGAGAUGCAGAAUGAGAGGAAAUGGUUUGACCAGUCAAAGGCAUCUAUGCAGAGUGCAUUGCAGGACAUGAAGAAUGCCUUGGACAAAGCCCUAAUGGACUUACAAAACCUGGAGGAAAUUAAGAGAAGUUUAGAAGAGGAAAGAGACCAAUUGAAAAUCACUGUGGAAGAGACAAACCAACAGAAGGAUGCUGUGGAGAAGAUGGCUGCUGAAAUAGAAAUGCAAAAGCAAGACAAUGAGACAAACAAAGCCCUUCUUGAAAGACAGAAAAAUGAUCUUAAAAAGAACUGGAUGGAUUUGAAGGGACGAGAGGUGGAGUUGCAGUUGCAAAUCACCAGUCAAAGGGAAAAAGAGGAAAGUGAAAAAUUGGCAAUUGAUGACCAGCAAAAUGCAUUGGAAAAAGAAAUGAGGAAGAUCACCCAACAAAAAGAAGAAGCAGAAAAAGAAAGGGAAGAGAUAGUGAAGAAUUGGAAAGAAGUGGAUGCUCUUAAAGAACAAAUGAUAAAAGAGCGGACUGAAAUUGAGGAAAUCAAAAACAAGAUGUUAACAGACAAAACGCUACUUGACCAAAGAGAGACAGAACUGAAUGAACAAAAGCAAACUCUGGAGGACAAUUUCCAGGACAUAAUGAGGGAUAGAAGCAAUCUGGACAAGAUGAAACAAGCAUAUGAAUUGCAGAUACAAGAAAUUGAAAGCACUGUCAGGGAAAAGAUGAAGCAAGAGAGAGAAGAACUUGACCAGUCCUUGAGGGAGGUAACCACGCAGAAGCAAGACGUUGACGAGCAGAGGUCUAUAAACAAUGAUUUGAAAAUAGAGCUCGAAGAAUUGAAGGUGAAACUGAAAGUGCAAGAAGAAGCUAUCACCUCUGAAAAACAAGAGAUGCAGAAUGAGAGGAAAAGGUUUGACCAAUCAAAGGCAUCUAUGCAGAGUGAAUUGCAGGACAUGAAGAUUGCCUUGGACAAAGCCAUGAUGGACUUACAAAAUCUGGAGGAAAUUAAGAGAAGUUUAGAAGAGGAAAGAGACCAAUUGAAAUUCACUGUGGAAGAGACAAACCAACAGACGGAUGCCGUGGAGAAGAUGGCUGCUGAAAUAGAAAUGCAAAAGCAAGACAAUGAGACAAACAAAGCCCUUCUUGAAAGACAGAAAAAUGAUCUUGAAAAGAACUGGAUGGAUUUGAAGGGACGAGAGGUGGAGUUGCAGUUGCAAAUCACCAGUCAACGGGAAAAAGAGGAAAGUGAAAAAUUGGCAAUUGAUUACCAGCGAAAUGCAUUGGAAAAAGAAAUGAGGACGAUCACCCAACAAAAAGAAGAAGCAGAAAAAGAAAGGGAAGAGAUAGUGAAGAAUUGGAAAGAAGUGGAUGCUCUUAAAGAACAAAUGAUAAAAGAUCGGGAUGAAAUUGAGGAAAUCAAAAACAAGAUGUUAACAGACAAAACGCUACUUGACCAAAGAGAGACAGAACUGAAUGAACAAAAGCAAAUUCUGGAGGACAAUUUCCAGGACAUAAUGAGGAAUAGAAGCAAUCUGGACAAGAUGAAACAAGCAUGUAAAUUGCAGAUACAAGAAAUUGAAAGCACUGUCAGGGAAAAGAUGAAGCAAGAGAGAGAAGAACUUGACCAGUCCUUGAGGGAGGUAACCAUGCAGAAGCAAGACGUUGAAGAGCAGAGGUCUAUAAACAAUGAUUUGAAAAUAGAGCUCGAUGAAUUGAAGUUGAAACUGAAAGUGCAAGAAGAAGCUAUCACCUCUGAAAAACAAGAGAUGCAGAAUGAGAGGAAAAGGUUUGACCAAUCAAAGGCAUCUAUGCAGAGUGAAUUGCAGGACAUGAAGAAUGCCUUGGACAAAGCCCUAAUGGACUUACAAAACCUGGAGGAAAUUAAGAGAAGUUUAGAAGAGGAAAGAGACCAAUUGAAAAUCACUGUGGAAGAGACAAACCAACAGAAGGAUGCUGUGGAGAAGAUGGCUGCUGAAAUAGAAAUGCAAAAACAAGACAAUGAGACAAACAAAGCCCUUCUUGAAAGACAGAAAACUUAUCUUGAAAAGAACUGGAUGGAUUUGAAGGGACGAGAGGUGGAGUUGCAGUUGCAAAUCACCAGUCAAAGGGAAAAAGAGGAAAGUGAAAAAUUGGCAAUUGAUGAUCAGCAAAAUGCAUUGGAAAAAGAACUUAGGAAGAUCAACCAACAAAAACAGGAAGCAGAAAAAGAAAGGGAAGAGAUAGUGAAGAAUUGGAAAGAAGUGGAUGCUCUUCAAGAACAAAUGAUAGAGUGGUCUGAAAUUGAGGAAAUCAAAAACAAGAUGUUCACAGACAAAAUGCUACUUGACCAAAGAGAGACAGAACUGAACGAACAAAAGCAAAUUCUGGAGGACAAUUUGAAAGAAAUUGUGAGUGAUAAAAGCAAUAUGGACUUGAUAGAGCAAGACAUUUCUCAAGAAAUUUUCAGUAAACAGCAAAGUGAAAAGGUCGAAAAAAUUAAAAGACAUGGUAUGGAGCAGAUUAACUUAGAAAGCCAGAGGCUGAGAGAUGAAGCAGACUAUUUAACAGAAAUUUGUCAAAGGAGAAGACAAGAUUUGCAGCAAACAGAUGUUUUACAAAAACAAAGUGAGAAAAUGAGAAGAAAUGAGAUGAUACAACAGAUCUAUGUCAGACAAACAUAUAAAGAGAAGGCAAAAGACAAAUGCAUACAGUGUAAAAUGGAAAAACAAAUGAAAGAUACAGAAACCAUGACAGAGAUUACUCCUGAUGCAAUAAUCACUGAGGAGACAGCUAUCACUCUCAGAGAUGCCCUGAGUGACAAAAACAUCAUUAAAGAAAUGAGUAGAACAAUAGAGAACAUGGAGAACGAACUAGAGAAAAGAUUACAAGAAAUUCAGAAGAAUGAACUAAAGAGAGUUGGAGUACAGAAAGAGAAAAUCAAUCUGGAGCUGAUGAAAUCUCAUCAUGAAAGAGAGACAGAGAAACAGAAAGUCAUGGAGAAGGAAAAACAAAUCAUUCUGUUGAAGGAGUGUAUGCUGAUAGAGAUUAACCAACUCAAGAGCAAGAGAAAAGAUACAAACACCAAAUACCUACAAACGAUGGAGCAGCUCAUCACUGAAAUAGCCACAAAUAAGGACAGAAUCAGGCAUGUGACAGACAAAGCUGUACAAACAGUGACAGAAGAAAGACAAGAUGGGCGGACAAGAGAAGAGGAGGUCUGGGCUGAACAACAGGUGGAGGAAAUUCAGACAGAAGGACCAAUGGAACAAGCCAGUGCUUCUGUCCAUGUGCUGAUUGAUGAUAGGAAUGAGAGACUAAAUAGAGAGGCUCCAAGGGAAACGCAAACUACAAUUCUAUUACAAAGACGCUGGCUUCCGCAAUGGAUCAGGGAAUGCUGUGAAUGCUGUUGCCCAACUGAAACUAUGCAAGAUGAAUGAAGCAUUUUAGAUUCUUGAAGCCAAGGAAUUGUUCCCAGAAACCAAAUACAUUAAAAUCUGAACAAGAUUUUUUUUUUAAAUUCAACUUUCUACAAAUUUACUUACCCCUUCCCAUGCUGGCUUGUGGUAUAAAACUAUUAUGGUAUUUUCUACAGAAGCCAAAAUCGAGUGAUACUGCACAACUUGGCAUACAGCUGAAACACCUUUCACUGAAUAUGAGACAACUGAGCUGUACUUCUUGUUAUUAUUAUUAUUAUUAUUAUUAUUAUUAUUAUUAUUAUUAUUAUCCAUUUAACAGUUAUUCCACAAAAUCGAGUCAUACGUACAUGAGCUGAUAGCUGAUGAGGUGCAUCGCACCGAGUUGGCUAUAAACCAUGUACAAUGAGAAUGAGUGGAAUAACUGGUUUAUUCUAUCCACAUUCACUGGAUUUUGAGAAACAGAGCAUUUUUAUUUUUUGCAAAUUCAAUAAAUAAAAACUUUAUACAAAACGUCCAACAAAAUCAUUUCUGCUUAGGAUAUAAACAAACCGGCAAAAUGACAGUCGCAAUUUGUGAAAAAUGCUGUAAUAAUAAUUCUUGAAAAAUUAAAAAAUAUGCUUUCUUACCGCCAAAUACUUUUAUUCCAUAUUUUGUUGCUUUUUUGUAUUUUUUGGGGGUUUUGUUUCCAAGUAGAGUUUUUAUUUUGCCCUCGGUUGGUUCAGCAACACGGUCCACCAUUUUCUUUUUCUCCACUCACAGUAUAUAAGCUCAUAUCCUAGUAGUAGAGUAGCCAAUCAGAGUGUGCAAUUGCUCAUAUCCAGUGAAUGUAGAUAUAAUAAUGAUGAUUAUAUUAAUUGCUAUAAUUUAUAAUUUUUAUUGAUUAGUUGACUACUGACCAAUUUUCCAUGCUUUAUCAAUUUUUCUGUGUGUGUGUGUGUGUGUGUGUGAGUGUGUGUGUGUGAUUCUUAGGCAUAUUUCAUUGUUGCAAACCAAUCUGGUACAAAUAUUCAACUAAUCUACAUACUGGCUUUUAAUUCUGAUUUCAUGUAUUUUAAUAACACAAUAUUGGAAUAGUUCCAAACUUUUGUCAUGGCUCCCUGUGUGACAAGGUUGAAGGUAACAUGCAUAGAUCAUCUAUGUCAUCAUGUAUCAUUGUAAACCCAUAUAUGAUGUACCUGUAAAGACAUGUAGGAUUCAAGUGCUGGUGCCCUCUUCGGUGGUGCUGAAACUAAAUUUUCUAAUUAAAUUGGAAAGACAGCAGGGUCUCCUUCACUCCCCCAUAAUUUCACUGGACAUACCUGUGAGCUGUAAGUAAUACUUUGUGCCAAAAUCAAGCACCUAGCAUGUUCAGAGAGCAUGCCCAAGUAUUGUACAGCCAGUAGUUUGGAAAUAGUUUUGGCUGCAUGGUCAUCGGAGGAGGACCGUGCUAGUCUUCACUUGUCCAAACUGUCAUUGUCUGGUGAUGGGGGAAAGAUCUCUGACUCUGACUUGAAAGAAUCCAAUUCCCUAAAAGUAUGCAGUCUCUACAGUGACAAAUUUACAAUGGAAUAUGGAUGACGUUGCAACUUACCUUAAAAAACUGGGAGCUGUGAAACAUUAAUUAGUUCACCAGAUUAAAAUUUAAUAAUUAGAUUGACACAGAAACGAGUUAACAGUAGUUAUGUAUGCAACUACAUAUACAGCAAUAAA
Messenger RNA from Neoarius graeffei (lesser salmon catfish), 8742 nucleotides. RefSeq names its product myosin-2 heavy chain-like. The transcript has a single exon. NCBI's taxonomy places the organism in Eukaryota, Metazoa, Chordata, Actinopteri, Siluriformes, Ariidae. The record is from RefSeq and is a predicted model, not a curated record. Bases 1 to 7074 code for a protein of 2357 amino acids.